AUCAAACCUAUAAAAUUGUGAAACCUUUGAUAGAUUAUUUAAAACAGGUUAAAAAUGAGUUAAAAGAAAGUGAAAUUGAGGAAAAUAAGUUUAAAGAAUUAAAUGUAAAAAUUCAUAAAAAAUCCAUGAGGGAGGCAGCUCUAUUAGAUGAGUAUAAAAACAAAGUAAUGAAAGGAGAAAACGAUUUGCAAUCGUGUCAAAUUAAAGUUGAUAAAUUAGAAUCUGAAAUUAAUUCACUACAAAAUAUGAUUGUGAAACUAAAAGAAGAGUUAGCUGAUAAAUCCACAAACUUAGAAAAUUGCGAACUUCAAUUCAAAAAUCUUAAUUCUAGCUUAAUUGAAAAAGAUGAAAAUAUAAAGAGAUUUAGUGAGAAUAUUCAAAAUAGUACUGAAUAUCAGAAAACACUUGAGUUGAAAUUAGAGAAGAGUAAAACUAAAUUAAUAAAGCAAGAUAAAGAUAUUCAGUUAUGCCAAACUGAAAUUGGUACAUUGAACAGGACAUCAGAAAAUAUUAGAGAACAACAUAAAAGAAUUGAAUUGCAAUUUAAAGAUAGUCAAAGUAAGCUAAUAGAUAAGGUGAAGGAAAAUCAGUUAUGCCAAACUGAAAUUGGUACAUUGAACAGGACAUCAGAAAAUAUUAGAGAACAACAUAAAAGAAUUGAAUUGCAAUUUAGAGAUAGUCAAAGUAAGCUAAUAGAUAAGGUGAAAGAAAAUCAGUUAUGCCAAUCUGAAAUUUAUACAUUGCACAGGACAUCAGAAAAUAUCAGAGAACAACAGAAAAGAAUUGAAUUGCAAUUUAAAGAUAGUCAAAUUAAGCUAAUAGAUAAGGUGAAAGAAAAUACGUUAUGCCAAUCUGAAAUUAAUACGUUGCACUGGAUAUUGGUAAAUAUCAGAGAAGAACAGAAAAAAAUUGAAUUGCAAUUUAAAGAUAGUCAAACUAAACUAAUAGAUAAGGUGAAAGAAAAUCAGUUAUGUCAAUCUGAAAUUGAUACAUUGCACAGGACAUCAGAAAAUAUCAGAGAACAACAGAAAAAAAUUGAAUUGAAAUUUAAAGAUAGUCAAACUAAGCUAAUAGAUAAGGUGAAAGAAAAUCAGUUAUGUCAAUCUGAAGUUGAUACAUUGAAUAAGACUUUACCCAAUACUAUUAUCCCAUCAAGUUGCUCUCCUUUUGGCGAUUAUCCUGGUGUUCAUGAAAUAAGAGUUUCUGGAGUUGGUUUCUUCGAUGUGUUAUGCGAUAGUCAGUUAGGUGGACCUGGAUGGAUUGUAAUACAACAGCGAGUUGGGGGAAAGGAGAAUUUUAAUAGGGAUUGGGCAGCAUAUCGCGAAGGCUUCGGUUUUCAUAAGAGUGAUUUCUUCCUCGGAUUGGAGAAAAUACAUCGUAUCACGAGCUUGCAACGUUCCGAACUGUAUAUACAUUUGGUUGCUGUGAAUGGGACUGUUUACUUCGCUCGUUAUGACGACUUCAAAAUAUCUAAUGAAGACAAUGGAUACAAACUGAGUUUGGGUAAAUUCAAUGGAAAUGUGAAAGAUGCAAUGAGAAACGGUGACAACAUGAAAUUCUCAACAUUCGAUCGCGAUAAUGAUCGAUCUGGCGAUGGUAAUUGCGCGAAGGCAUUUAGUAGUGGUUGGUGGUACACCAAUUGUUUUUAUUGUAAUUUAAAUCAGGAACAUUUAAUUCACCAAUCGAUCGAACUUAAAGAAAUUAAGAUGUUAGUACGCCCCAAGCAAUGAAGAAAUGAACAACUGUAGAGCUGAAGUUUUGGUGUUUGACUCUUUUUUGUAAUCGUUUAUAUGUAUAUGUAUACUUUCUUAAAAAAUACUCUAUAGAUUAUGAAUAUUAAAAAAUAUCAGUUUUAAUUG
Messenger RNA from Drosophila sulfurigaster albostrigata, 1859 nucleotides. RefSeq names its product angiopoietin-related protein 7-like. The transcript is spliced from 2 exons. NCBI's taxonomy places the organism in Eukaryota, Metazoa, Arthropoda, Insecta, Diptera, Drosophilidae. Bases 126 to 1730 code for a protein of 534 amino acids. The record is from RefSeq and is a predicted model, not a curated record.